AUGGAUCAGUCAUUCUUGAUCUCAGAGUUUGACCGGCUGGUUAGCGAGGGUCUGGUCCUGUACGACGACAAGCAGACUCUUGUGCAGCAGCAAGACGGUGGCUUACCUUUUCAGUUUGUCCUUACCUCUGCUCUGAACAAGAAGCCGACGGCUGCUACUGCCGGAGAACAAUCCAAGGAGCUGGUCGAGAACAAAGUGCGCCCCGGAAGCGACAUUGACACAAACGGCUACGAGGUUGGCGAGGUCGGCGGCUCGCAUCUUCUCGUCGCCAACAAGUUCUGCUAUGCGCGGCCACACUACCUGCUCCUGACCAAGGAUGGCUAUUGCCGGCAGUAUGAGCCGCUCAACAGAGCCGACCUCACCGCCGCCUGGUCUCUCCUCUGCGGCCGUGGCGCCGACAACUUUGCUAUCUUUUUCAACUGCGGCAAAGGAGCUGGAUACAGUCGGCUGCACAAACACAUGCAACUGAUGCCAAUCCCAGUCAAUACCUUUGCGUCUUUUCUGGAUUCGGCAGAUGGCGCCGAGCCGGACGUUCCUUUUCAAUGGUUCUACCAGCGCUGCUCGAACUCGAGCCCAGCAUCCGCCGACGACGUUGUCGAGACCUAUGACAAAUUGCUGAAGCAAGCUACCGAGGCUCUAGCCACAUUUCAGGACUGCGAGAAGGACGACUUCCCCGGAGCUGCCUGCUCCCACAACGUCAUAAUGACCGCACGAUGGAUCGUCGUGAUUCCGCGUCGCAGACCUUCUGUCCGCGCCGAAUCUGGAGCAAAUGCCAUGGGAAUGCUGGGAUACAUUGCCGUGUCAUCGCAAGCAGACAUUGAUAACUGGACGGAUCAAGGGCUCUGCAACUUGCUUCGCCAGCUAGGCGUGCCCAAGUAA
This is a messenger RNA of Akanthomyces muscarius, 879 nucleotides long. RefSeq lists its product as uncharacterized. The transcript has 2 exons. NCBI's taxonomy places the organism in Eukaryota, Fungi, Ascomycota, Sordariomycetes, Hypocreales, Cordycipitaceae. Gene Ontology annotation, biological process: nucleotide metabolic process. Gene Ontology annotation, molecular function: ATP binding; ATP:ADP adenylyltransferase activity. The record is from RefSeq and is a predicted model, not a curated record. The coding region runs from base 1 to 879 and encodes 292 amino acids.